Molecule: messenger RNA, 1131 nt
Organism: Penaeus indicus
Lineage: Eukaryota; Metazoa; Arthropoda; Malacostraca; Decapoda; Penaeidae
Product: centrosomal protein of 290 kDa-like
Exons: 9
Coding region: 1-1131 (376 amino acids)
Biological process (GO): non-motile cilium assembly; ciliary transition zone assembly
Cellular component (GO): centriolar satellite; ciliary transition zone
Source: RefSeq, a predicted model, not a curated record
AUGGGAGUUGACUGGGAGUACCUGCGGGGGGUGACGGGCGAUGCAGGGGAGUGGAAAGAGGCAGACCUGGAGGAACUCUAUCAGAGUCUUGCCAGUGUGACAAAAUUACGACCAAGAGACAAGACGCCAGAGAAACUUGAGUUGCUGUUCACUCUCACCCAGGCAGUGAUGAUGACCAAGUACUCACAGGUUGUGACACUGGAGGAAGAGGUCGGUCGCCUGGCAGAGUCAGCAGGUCGUGGAGAUGCCCAAAGAGAGCAAGAGCUACAAGCUGAGAUUAAGCACCUGAAAAAAUUACUUAAAAGCAGCCAGAUACCUGAAGCUGCCGCAGAUAGUGAUGUUCCUUAUGAUUGGUCGAGUGGCUGGAAAAUUAAGAAGAAGGAGAUGGAGGAAGCUCUGCUGAGGAAAAAUGAGGAGAUCCAGCAGUUCAUGGAUGACUUACAGACCUGUGAAAAUGAACGUGCUUCCCUCCGUAUGGCAGUGAUGGAGUUAGAAGACCGUUUAGCUGAUGCAACGAAGGAGAUCAAUAGGAUAACAUCUGAUUACAUAAGUGUUAAAGAGUCCCAUAACCAUGCUCAAGAGAGUCUGUCCAUUAUUCGAGAAGAAGUCAAGGGUCUCCAUUGUCAAGUUGAAGAACUGGCAGCAGAGAAGAGCUUUGUGCAGGAGAAAUAUGACGAACUCAGCACUGCUGUGGAUGCCCGAGUUGAUCAGCUGAAGAUUGUUAUUAGUCAACGUGAAGAGGAACUGCAGAGGGUGAAGGCUCAGCUGUUCCAGAGGAGUAGCUUGGGUCCUUCCUUCCAGCAGGCUCAGAGUGACAUGUCCCAUAUACUUCACUUGGAACAGGAGGUAAAAGAGAGGGAUGAAGAAAUUACGCGUCUUAGUCAGCAGUUAGCUGAAGCCACUCAGGAAAUUGAGUCUAGUGCUGUGAUUAUAAACAAACUCAAGAAGAGUCGAGUUUCGGCAGUAGAAGGCGAUGCUGCUGUAAUAAACCAGCUACGAGGAGAGCUGCAUGAGGCACAACAGCAAGUGCAGCAGAUGAGAACACAGCUCUUGGCGGCAGAGGAAGAUGCCCAGCUCCAUGCUCAGGAUGUGAGUGCAAAUGAGAUUAAACUAUUGUGCUUUGAAGUUUGA